This is a messenger RNA of Micropterus dolomieu (smallmouth bass), 480 nucleotides long. RefSeq lists its product as uncharacterized. The transcript has 3 exons. The record is from RefSeq and is a predicted model, not a curated record. Lineage: Eukaryota; Metazoa; Chordata; Actinopteri; Centrarchiformes; Centrarchidae. Bases 63 to 296 code for a protein of 77 amino acids.
UGUUCCUUGCCUCAGUUUUUGCUGCUUGUGGAGUCGUGUGGACGGGAACCAGAACCAGAACCAUGAAGGUCUACCUGCUGCUGCUACUACUGCUGCCGCUCUGCUCAGCGAAGCAGUUUCACAUCCAGUGUCACGGAGAGGACUUCCUUAUGGUGAACAACAUGCUGCUGGACUGCACCAGCAAAGUCCAGCAGGCCUGCUACACCAGAGGUAGCGGAGAGAAGGGCUGCACUCCCCUGGAGAACUGUUCUCGACCCGGUUGGACCUGCUGCUACACCAGCGGCUGCAACGCCUGAGCCAAUCACAGCCUAGGAAAUGCUGACAUCAUCAAACUGCCAUGUGAUGUUAAAUAAACUUGUGAGGGAGAUUUCCCAGAAUGCAGCGUUGCAUUUGUCUGUGUAAACAUGAACAUUUACAGUCUGUGGACUUUGAAUGAUGUCUGUUUGUUUCUGUAGACUUUAAUAAACUCUGAGAAACCUU